Alternaria rosae is the source of this 2579-nucleotide messenger RNA. RefSeq lists its product as uncharacterized. NCBI's taxonomy places the organism in Eukaryota, Fungi, Ascomycota, Dothideomycetes, Pleosporales, Pleosporaceae. The record is from RefSeq and is a predicted model, not a curated record. The transcript is spliced from 3 exons. Gene Ontology annotation, biological process: regulation of DNA-templated transcription; DNA-templated transcription. Bases 1 to 2139 code for a protein of 712 amino acids. Gene Ontology annotation, molecular function: DNA binding; zinc ion binding; DNA-binding transcription factor activity, RNA polymerase II-specific.
AUGGCUGGAAUUACUCCUUCUCCAGAUGUUAGUCCCGUGUCAGCAGCGACCACUAAUGGAGGCUUCCCACGCGACGCCUUCUGCCUCAAUCUCUCCGCUUUGCCCGACGCAAAUACCUUUAUCCUCAAGUCUGCCCUGACGUCCCCUCACCUUCUCGACUCCCCGAAUGGAUUGUUCCCUGGAAGCGUUGGUCUGAGUAAUCCCUUCAAGAAGCGGCCCCGCAACAUGUCUCAAUCCUCUGGUACAGACCGGGAAAUGUCCAAUGAUAAUACCCCACCCGCGUCAAAUGGAAUCGCACCUACUAGCAAUGGUACCAACGGCACGAGCACCGAACCACGACCGAGCACAAAGAAGCGACCAAGUACCGACACGAUAGACUACCCGCGCCGGCGUGCGACGAUCGCUUGCGAAAUAUGUCGGUCACGGAAAAGUCGAUGCGACGGAAACAGGCCAAAGUGCAGAUUGUGUACCGAGCUGAAUGCCGAGUGCAUAUACCGAGAGCCGGGCAUUAAGCUGGACGCAGGCGACAAGCUGAUCCUAGAGCAUUUGAACCGCAUUGAGGGCCUUUUACAAUCUGGCAUCACUAGUAACUUCUCCUUAUCGUCACAUUCGCCAGCCGCGAGCAAUUCCACCAGCGAAGAUUUCCUUGCCCGUAGCACCGGCAAUAUACCCCAUCUCGGCAUGGUACAGCCGAUCAACGGCAUAGGAACAUGGACCAACCACCCGUCAAACAUCUCGACCAUGCCGAAAACCCACAAUACUGCGGCACUCAAUCUUCUGUCAUCUCCCAUGAUCAGAGAGCUUGUGUCUCGCCAAUAUGACGCCAAGCUUCUUCUCCAGCUCGAGAUGACUCGGGAGUCAGUAAGCCUUGGAACGAGCCGCGGGUUGGAUCUCUCGAAUACUGGCGCGUACGUGCAGGCAUACUUUGAGAGAGUAAAUGUCUUCUAUGCGGUCGUAAAUCCAUAUACAUGGACCAGUCACUACCAGACCGCCCUCAGCCAUGGUUUCCGAGAUGGGCCGGAAAGCUGCAUAGUUCUUCUCGUCCUUGCGCUGGGUCAUGCUGCAAGCACCGGUAGUAUCACACAACAAAACCCAGAAAAGGAUCCUCCAGGCCUGGCAUACUUUACCGCAGCAUGGAAUCUAUUGCCGACCGUCAUGACAAGAAACAACAUGGUAGCUGCGCAAUGUCAAAUCCUCGCUGCAGCAUACUUGGUGUAUCUUGUACGCCCAGUCGAAGCAUGGAACGUAUUAUCGGGCGCCAGCAUGAAGUUGCAACUCCUUCUAAGCGCGCCUGGUCGCGUGUCUCCAGCGGAAGAGGAGUUGGGCAGAAGAGUGUACUGGAAUGCUGUCAUGAUCGAAAGCGACCUGCUAGCAGAGCUUGAUCUUCCCCAUUCCGGCCUCGCACAGUUUGAGGAAGGCUUUGCAUUGCCGACCGGAUUCGAAGAUCUAGGAACAGAAGCAGUCGGCCGAGAUGAGCUGUGGUAUUUCCUUGCAGAGAUCGCCCUCCGGAGACUACUCAACCGCGUGAGCUCCAUGCUCUACAUCAGAACCACACCGUAUUCCAAAGGUCCAGCUGCGACAUCCAUCGCGCAACUAGAUCCGUUAGUUGUAGAACUUGACUACCAGCUGAACCAAUGGUACGCCGGGCUGCCGCCAGCCAUGCAGUUCCCGCUCGACAGAGUGCCUUUGCAGAACCCGGUUCAGACUGUUCUAAGACUGCGCUACUUCGCAUGCCGCACCAUUAUAUUCCGUCCAUACGUGCUUUUGGUCUUGCAGGACGAGACUUUGGCCAUGGAUUCGAGUGUACAAGAUAAUUGCCACAAAUGCCUCGAGGCAUGCGUUCGUCAACUGGAGUACAUCACUGCGCACCACGCUGGGCACCUGCCUUAUCUCUUCCAGGGUGCUCUCUCCAUCAUCUCGCAGACAUUGCUUAUUAUGGGUGCGACAAUGACUCCUUCGCUAUCUCAGCUGCUCCCUCCACCAGCGACCAUGGACGACAUCAUCAACAACGUUGUUCUCGAAAUGGAACGAUACGCCCACCUCGCACCCAGCUUGCAGCUCUCCGCCGAGAUCAUCCGCGAAGCCGAAGGAAAACGGCAGAUGUGGCUACGAACAGCAGGACUCAAAUUCGACGUUUGACUCUGAUCUCGCAGUACCAGAGUGCCACCCAGUACGAGACUCCGACUGUGGAUCCUCCAAAGCAGGAAAGGUACAACGCAGAUCCACAUGCUUGCCAUGUCUUUGUAGCUGAAGCUACCUUCCAAUUCUGGUAGCCUCCGUGUACACAUGGAUCAGAAAGUCGAGCGACGAUCUCACGCGACAGCGACUAUCAUCUACUCGACACAUGCGGCGCUUCUCGACGAACCCAUUUCUGGGUCCAGCACAGACCUUCAUCUCCAACAUCCUGCAUCGGGCGUCGUGACAAACAAGUACUAGGUCUCCAUGAACCAGGUCCUCACAUCUGCCGUACUCCGAGUGUACAUGCCGAGAGUGAUUGGCGAGUCACUGCUCCAUAUGGGGCAGUUUGGCACGACACAGUGUCUGCAUUGGUAUCCAACGACAAUCAGUUCUCCACGGAG